Molecule: messenger RNA, 333 nt
Organism: Capronia epimyces CBS 606.96
Lineage: Eukaryota; Fungi; Ascomycota; Eurotiomycetes; Chaetothyriales; Herpotrichiellaceae
Exons: 2
Coding region: 1-333 (110 amino acids)
Cellular component (GO): ubiquitin ligase complex
Source: RefSeq, a predicted model, not a curated record
AUGGGUCUUGCAUACAACGUCUACCUGAACUCGUCCAAAAUCUUUGGUUGUAAGAACUGUAAAACCCAUCUGGCCGAUUUUGACGACAUCAUAUCCCGGAACUUCCGAGGUCAACAUGGCAAAGCGUUCCUGUUCGCCAACGUCGUCAAUGUCAAGCAAGCCGAAGCGAUGGAGCGGAACAUGACCACGGGAAAACAUGUUGUGAGGGAUAUCAAGUGCAGACAGUGCGAUGAGACCGUGGGCUGGAAGUACGACAAGGCAUACGAGGCCAGUGAGAAGUACAAGGAGGGCAAAUUCAUCUUGGAGUGGGAACUGCUGUGUACAGUGACAUAA